Molecule: messenger RNA, 1224 nt
Organism: Heteronotia binoei (common prickly gecko)
Lineage: Eukaryota; Metazoa; Chordata; Lepidosauria; Squamata; Gekkonidae
Gene: ARHGDIB
Product: Rho GDP dissociation inhibitor beta
Exons: 5
Coding region: 95-697 (200 amino acids)
Biological process (GO): Rho protein signal transduction
Cellular component (GO): cytosol; cytoplasm; membrane
Molecular function (GO): Rho GDP-dissociation inhibitor activity; protein binding
Source: RefSeq, a predicted model, not a curated record
UCUUUUCCAACAGAAGUUCAGCUAGGGAUUUACAAGCUUCACAAGCUUCAUACUUCUGCUUGUUGGCAGCUUCCUCUACUGAAGCCGGGUGACCAUGACUGAGAAAGACCCAGAGGUGCAUGUGGAAGAAGAUGAUGAUGAGCUUGACAGCAAACUGAACUACAAGCCCCCGCCUCAGAAGACGCUUCAGGAACUGCAGGAGCUGGACAAGGAUGAUGAAAGCCUUACAAAGUACAAGAAGUCGCUGCUGGGAGAUGCACCUGUUGUGGCAGACCCCGCAGUUCCCAAUGUGACUGUUACUCGGCUUACCCUGGUAUGUGACUCUGCUCCUGGGCCAAUCACCAUGGAUCUCACUGGGGACCUCGAAGCUCUCAAGAAGGAGACCUUUGUGCUAAAGGAAGGUGCUGAAUACUGUGUCAAGAUCCAUUUCAAAGUAAAUAGGGAAAUUGUAUCUGGCCUGAAAUAUGUGCAGCACACCUACCGGACGGGGGUGAAGGUGGACAAAGCUACAUUCAUGGUGGGCAGCUAUGGGCCACGGCCAGAGGAAUAUGAAUUCAUGACACCUCUCGAGGAGGCACCUAAGGGCAUGGUGGCUCGAGGAAACUAUCGCAACAAGUCCUUCUUCACCGAUGAUGAUAAGCACAACCAUCUCACUUGGGAAUGGAACUUGGCCAUUAAGAAGGAGUGGACAGAAUGAGUUCCUCCUUGUUUGCUUCCCUUUGCUCCCUCCUGCCUAUUGCGCUGUAUUAUUCCUGGUGUGCCAGUUCUUGGCACCUGCAUGCCACACUUAGUCCACCCAGCCCUUUCACUGUCUCAAGAGAUUCUGUUAACACAGGCCUUUGGACAGGCUCCGUCUCUCCUGCUGCUGCAAUGGAAAUAAUUGCAAGGAAUUAAAACUGAGAUGGAACAUCCUCUUUGCUUAUGGUUGCACAGGACCUGUCCUUGAAGUGCCUUGCUAGGAAGACACGCCCACCCAACCCUAGUGCUGUCAGGGCAAAUAGAUAGACACACCUCCCUCCCAAUGUAAAGGUAUUUUACUGUUAGCCUAUUUUCCUCAUAGUCAGCAUUCAGUGGACACGUUUUUAUUUCAAUUCAGCUUGUUUAAGUGCAAUUCCCAAAACUAUAUUUGGAAAUCUUGCCUUCAGAGGUAGCAGGAGAUUCAGUUCCUGGCCUGGCCUGUCACAUUUUCAGUGUCUUUGAAAAUAAAGCUAGUUUUGUUCUUUG